UGAGAACUCAUAAUGGAGCUGAAAAAUCCUUCAGUACUUCCUCAGGCUUCUAUCUUAUUCUUCCUUCUUCUUGUUCUUCUUCUUCCUUCUCUGAUCUGUGCUCAAAUCUGUCAGAGAGCCUGUGGGAAAGACAUUCUGAAAUACCCUUUUGGAAGUGGCCCAGGUUGUGGUGAUCCUCGCUUCCAACCUUAUGUUUCUUGCUCAGAACAAAGGCUUACAUUCAAAACUCACACUGGUUCUUACUAUGUCAACUCGAUUGACUACACGAACCACGUCUUGUUCAUCUCAGACCCUACCAUGUCCACAUGCUCCUUCACUGUUCCCAGUAAAGGAUUUGGCCUAAACUCAGAUGCUCCUUUCACUUUUGACGAUUCCACCAUUUUUGCUCUGUUAGAUUGUUCUAAUAACUCUUCAUCUAUUUGCACACCAAGUGAUUUUAAUGAUGGGGAUAAUGCGUUUGGGAAAAGUUCUAAGCUUUUGUGUGACCAAAGCACACCAAUUUGCAGCCUUCUUUACUCUUGCAGGCCUAUCAGCACCAUCAAUAUGCCUAUAUCUUCUUGCUGUGUUUAUACUCCUGUGAAUCUUGGUCCUUCUUUUGAGAUGGAUUUGCAGAAACUUCAAUGUGCUUCUUAUUCUGGGUUUUAUGGAUACAACGAUCAGCCAUCUGAUCCUCAGAAAUGGAACUAUGGGAUAGCUAUCAAGUAUAAGUUCAGCGUCACUGAUGAUUUCCCACCCCCUUGUGCUGCUUGUGAGAGAAGCUAUGGAGAUUGUGGCUACUCAGGACCCUCCAAUUCUUUCAUCUGUAAUUGUCCUAAUGGAAUCAACACUACAAAUGAUUGUUACUUCCCUUCUUAUAAUAGUGCUCUCGGCAAUGGAGUUGCUUGGUUGAUCCAUCUCAAGUCCUGGUUACUGGUUUGGUUCUUCUUGUAAGUUGACAUUACUGGUACUUGUGUAGUCAAUUUCACUAGUUUUGAAGGGGGAAAAAUAUCAUGUGGGACUUUUCUAGUCAAAGAGUGAGAGGACCAUUGUAAUUUCCUCUGUAGCAAAUAAACCCAAAUGAAAGCUAAAAUAAAAAAAUGCUGUUCUUUCAUGAUGAUUUCUUUUAGUCGAGUCCACUUUGUAAUAUAUAUGAGACUUGUCAUUAUUGUUGUAAUAUCUAAAUUUGCGAUGUUGCUCCGAGAGUUUUGAAUUCUUCUGACUCUGACUCAAUUAUUGUGAGCAAAUUCAAA
Molecule: messenger RNA, 1229 nt
Organism: Neltuma alba
Lineage: Eukaryota; Viridiplantae; Streptophyta; Magnoliopsida; Fabales; Fabaceae
Exons: 2
Coding region: 13-930 (305 amino acids)
Molecular function (GO): polysaccharide binding
Source: RefSeq, a predicted model, not a curated record